Selaginella moellendorffii is the source of this 1044-nucleotide messenger RNA. RefSeq lists its product as uncharacterized. Bases 55 to 735 code for a protein of 226 amino acids. The record is from RefSeq and is a predicted model, not a curated record. The transcript has 3 exons. NCBI's taxonomy places the organism in Eukaryota, Viridiplantae, Streptophyta, Lycopodiopsida, Selaginellales, Selaginellaceae.
AUAUUUAGGUAGCGAGGAAGGGCUUUUUUGUGGAUCCAAGAGGGCGGCGAGACAAUGCAGGAGAUCAAGAAUGUGUCCCUGCUCGUCGUGAUCUCCACCACCGUGCUCUUCCUCGUCGCGUUUGGCCUGGCGGUCGGAGCCGAAUCGAAGCGCAGCACGGCGGCCGUGGGACACGAUGACACUGGGACGCUCACCUAUUGCGCCUACGGCAAGGAUAUCUCCACCGGGCUGGGAGCCGGCGCCUUCUUGUUCGUGCUGCUCGCUCAGGGGAUUAUAAUGGGCGCUACCAAGUGUCUGUGCUGUGGAGCGCCUCUCAGCGACGGCAAACCAAGAACUCUAGCGAUCUUCUUUUUCAUAUUCUCAUGGAUUUGCUUCUGCAUUGCGCAGAUCUGCCUUGCCGGAGCCUCUGCUCGCAACUCCAUCCACACGAAUGGAUUCGCGACUCCAAACGAGCCUCUGGAUUGCGUGGAGCUCCGGAGGGGGGUGUUUGGCGCCGCCGCCGCGUUCAUCUUCUUCACCAUGCUGCUCAGCGAGGCGUACUACGUUUUCAUCGUCAAGGCCAGAGAGGGCUCGUGGCAAGCUUUCGAUGUCCGGGACUCGUUCAACUUCCGAGACUCUUUCAAGUUCAGUCGCAACUUCAACCUCCGCGACUCCUUCAAUUUCCGGGGUGGUGGAUCCGUCGGCAUGACUCCAACGGGAACUUCAGCCGGGCCUGGAACUGGAACUGCAAGCUAGCGUACCAAUUCCUUCUUUUUCUCUUCUUCUUUUUACCCGGGGCCUGUUUUUUCCAGGAGCGGGGAGCUCCAUAUUCGAUCUAGCUUGUCUAUACGUACUAUCGUCUAUAGUGUUAGUUGCCCAAUCUCCUUCAUGGUGUUGGUGGAAGGUUGGUCGAUUCUGUAAGUUUCUUCCAGCUUCCAGUUUUCUAUGCUUUAUUCAUUGUGAAGGACGAAGCUUCGCUUUCCUACUGUUUGACAAAGCUGUGCUGCCAUUUCACGUUGUUUAUUUCCCUUCGCAAUUGUUUAACGACAUUGUUUCGUGAUCGUA